Molecule: messenger RNA, 1025 nt
Organism: Paralichthys olivaceus (Japanese flounder)
Lineage: Eukaryota; Metazoa; Chordata; Actinopteri; Pleuronectiformes; Paralichthyidae
Source: RefSeq, a predicted model, not a curated record
CCCUACAGGAGGAGGGAGGUGGUGGCUGUCUCACGUCAUCGUGCUGUUGCUAUGGACGACUCUGCACAGACACGUGUUGGGCUGCAGCUCCACAAACUGUAACCUGAACCUGACUGAGGCCCAGGGGGGGAUCACGUCGCCCUGCUACCCCCAGAAAUACCCCAAUACACAGGCCUGUAAGUGGAUCAUGCAGGCCCCCGCCGGCUUCAUCAUCCAGCUCUCCUUCCUGGACUUUGAAAUGGAGGAGGCACCCGGCUGCAUCUAUGACCAUGUUGUGGUGAACACGGGAAACACUGGUGUAAAGUUCUGCGGCCUGACAGCUAACGGGCUGACGCUGAACUCGACGGGGAACGUGAUGGAGCUGUCUUUUACCUCCGACUUCAGCAUCCAGAAGAGGGGGUUCAGUGUUAGCUUCCGACACGUUGCCGUGGCUCUGAGGAACCAGAAGGUCAAGAUAUCCGGGGGGAACGGUCAGGUCACCAUGGUCGCCAACACUGUGUCGUUGCCGGCACUCAGUCACCUGACGCUGUGCUUUGAGGUGGAACGCAACACCCAGAAACAGAGAGAGUGGCUCUUCACCUACUUUGACAGCAGCAGUAACGUGAGGCUGAGUCUGGGCUCCAGUCAGGCCGGCAUGACGUUGAUCGUGGACGGAGUGUCCUGCUCCAUUAACUCCGUCCUCUCCUCCUCCGACUUCACUUCCUCCAUGAAGUCUUUCUGCAUGGUCUGGACGUCAUUGAGCGGCUUGGUGGCGGUUUACUUCGACGGAAACUACUUAACCAGGACCUGUACCUCCUCCAGUGGUCACACCGUGCCGGCCGGUGGACAGUUCCGGUUGGGAGGGCAGCACAGUUUUGACGGGUACAUCUACAACCUGCGGCUGUGGGAUUACGCCAUGACGGAGCUGCAGCUGCGGGCACUAACCUGCGACACGGUGGGAAACGUGGUCGACUGGGACAACAGCCACUGGACCAUCCCCUCCGCUCUGGCCCACACCGACGCCACGCUCAGCUGCAGUGAGUAAC